Daphnia carinata is the source of this 717-nucleotide messenger RNA. RefSeq names its product transmembrane protein 69-like. The coding region runs from base 127 to 627 and encodes 166 amino acids. The record is from RefSeq and is a predicted model, not a curated record. NCBI's taxonomy places the organism in Eukaryota, Metazoa, Arthropoda, Branchiopoda, Diplostraca, Daphniidae. The transcript is spliced from 2 exons.
AAUUACUUCAUAAAGCUGACAGGAAUCGAUGCGUUCGGUUUUCAACCUCCCUGGUCGUUGACGUUUAUUUCUCUUCGUCAGAACGCAGAAGCGAUCGUAGGUUGUAAACAGUAAUCUGUUUGUAAAAUGGUGGUUAAGGCGAACGUUGGUUUAAUCGUUUCUUUUCGGAACUUGACUAACGUUAUAACAGGACCAAAAGCCGCCUUGUUUUAUGGAAUUUGGGGAGUUUUACCUUUCGUUGCUUUUCCGAUUUAUAUGGGAAUAACUGGUAAAAAUAUCCCACAACUCAUUUAUGCUAAUUUGACAUAUGGUGGUGGCAUUGUGUCUUUUCUGGGGGCUGUCAGAUGGGGACUUGCAAUUCCAAAUUCUAAGGAAAAAACUCUCAAACCAAGUUUUCAUACCCUUGGUUGGGCUGUAACUCCAGUUAGCGUUGCUUGGCUGGCUCUACUUACUUCUUCAUAUAAUGGAAGUCUUAUGAUAAUUGGAACUUUCCUUGCUUGUAUUUUCCAAGAUGCAUAUUCAGCUGAAUAUCCUGCAUGGUACAAAUCUUUCAGGAUUAUUUUCAGUUCAUUUGCUGUUCUUUCUCUGGGAGCUAAUUUGUUAAUGUAUCACUCAAUUAUGAACUAGUAUCUUACCAUAAGGUUGUGUUGAUAUAACCUGUCAGUAAAAAAAUAAAUACCUACCCAUUACCAAUACAACAUGAUAAUAGUUUGCAAA